Messenger RNA from Cucumis melo (muskmelon), 1141 nucleotides. RefSeq lists its product as uncharacterized. Gene Ontology annotation, molecular function: protein binding. Gene Ontology annotation, biological process: proteasome regulatory particle assembly. The record is from RefSeq and is a predicted model, not a curated record. The transcript is spliced from 5 exons. Gene Ontology annotation, cellular component: nucleus; cytoplasm. The coding region runs from base 121 to 810 and encodes 229 amino acids. NCBI's taxonomy places the organism in Eukaryota, Viridiplantae, Streptophyta, Magnoliopsida, Cucurbitales, Cucurbitaceae.
AAUAAUAAUAAACCAAGAAGGAAAAAUCUCAAUCUAUUUAUUCCCCUUUGUGUAUAACUCAGUCGCGGCUUAAAAGCCUCAAUUAUCGAAGAAGAAAGAAGCGUUUGUCAAUCGGAAAAAAUGGUGGCUUCCAAUUUGAAGUCGGAGACUAUGGAUCUGAUGCAGAAGAGGAGCGCUAUCGAGGCCCAGAUGGAUGCUAUCAUUUCUCGCCUUUGUCAGCCCGGCGGUCCUGGACUCUCCGGAAAUCUUGUCGACUCUGAGGGGUUUCCUCGUUCAGAUAUAGAUAUUCCAGUUAUUCGGUCUGAGCGUGGUCGCCUUACUGAGCUAAGGAAUGACCACACCGAGAUCACAGAAAAGAUUAAUCAGAACAUUCAAGUCUUGCAUUCUGCAAAGCCUGCUUGUAGCUUGUCGCUCUCUAGGGAUGCAGGGAAUACUGAGGGUUCUAUUGGCCAAAGGUCAUCUGUCACAGCUGUUACAUCCCCAUCCUCAAAUGGUAUUUCUCAGAGGGAUUCUUCCACUGCUAUGGACAUAGAUGCAAAUGGAAGCAUACCUUUUGCAUUGGUUGAUGAAGUAGCUGAUGCAUCGCCAGCAGCAGAUGAUGGAUUACAACUAGGCGAUCAAGUUCUUAAAUUUGGGAAUGUAGAGGGCGGUGAUGAUCUAUUGCGUAGGCUUGCCUCUGAAGCACAGAAUAACCAAGGUCGUGCAAUACCUGUUGUGGUUAUGAGGCAUGGUACUCCGGUCAAUUUGACUGUGACACCCAGAUCAUGGCAAGGUCGAGGUCUUCUUGGAUGCCAUUUUCGGAUGAUGUAGCUGGGCUCUAUCCACAAGUUCAACCUGCCAUGGUUCAUCUUUCUACGUAACUAUCCUCCUAUUUCUUCACUUAAUUUACUAGUUUAAUUCUAGGUUCCAUACAUGUUUAACAAAUUUCUCUUAACUAUUCUGGAUUUAUAGCGAUUCCCCACAUAGCCCUUACUUUUUUGUCACUUUGGCAUGAAUACUCUGUAAAUUGAAAUAACAUAUGAUAAGUUGCUCUUUUUUAUGCUAUUUUAGUCAUGUAAGCUCCUCAUGAUGUCAAAACUACUUCCGAAAACAUGUUAAUCUUCUUGAAUGAAACCAAAAAUUCUAUGGUUUCUUGCCUUCA